Messenger RNA from Zingiber officinale, 1171 nucleotides. RefSeq names its product thioredoxin-like 1-2, chloroplastic. The record is from RefSeq and is a predicted model, not a curated record. Lineage: Eukaryota; Viridiplantae; Streptophyta; Magnoliopsida; Zingiberales; Zingiberaceae. The transcript has 4 exons. Gene Ontology annotation, biological process: cell redox homeostasis. The coding region runs from base 128 to 940 and encodes 270 amino acids.
CCGCAUAUGACCGGUUUCUAUUUGCUGCGGCCUUUUUAUUCUUCCGACCCUCUUCCGCUCGUCUCCUCCCGUCGUCGCUUAAUUUGACUCCCAGAUCUCUGUUCAUCUGCUCUGUCGACUGUAAUCAAUGGCAGUGGAAGCUUUGGGAAAGGGCAUGUGUCUUUCCUGCAAUACGAGGAGGGACGCUUCCUUGGAGCUUCGCCGUUGUUCCUCUAGUGCUAUUGAGCUUGGGCGGUCUUGGAGUCGAUUCCUUGGAAGAAGGUUGGUUGUCGGGUCGACGAGAGGCAAGCCCUUAGGGAGCGGAAACCUCGGUUUCAUCUCUGCACAGAUGUCUCUUUCUGUUAGAAAAUCUGUGAAAUGGUGGGAAAAGUUUCUCCAUCCCAACAUGAAGGUGAUCGAUUCAGCACAGGAUCUAGUCGACACUUUAUCGGAAGCUGGCGACAAACUUGUCAUUGUAGAUUUCUUCUCCCCUGGAUGUGGAGGCUGCCGGGCCCUCCACCCAAAGAUUUGCCAGUUUGCAGAGAUGAACCCUAAUGUCCUGUUUCUACAAAUAAACCAUGAGCAACAUAAGUCCAUGUGUUACAGCUUGAACGUUCAUGUCCUCCCCUUUUUUAAGUUUUACCGGGGAGCAGAAGGCCGCCUCUGCAGCUUCAGCUGCACAAAUGCAACUAUUAAGAAAUUCAAAGAUGCACUGGCCAAGCACAAUGCCGACAGGUGCAGCCUGAGUCCUGCAAAAGGCUUGGAGGAGUCAGAACUCAUGGCAUUGGCUGCGAACGGAGAUCUCUCCUUCAAUUAUACUCCCAAAGCACCAGUUCCUGUUCCAAAUCUUCAUGAUGCAUCUUCUGAGAAAACUCCUGCAAAUCCAAUGCUCCCUCUUCAUAGAAAUCCAUGGUUCUUUCAGGACAUUGAGGAGAAGAGCCUAGCAACAGCUCAGGGAUGAAGAAAUGGAAGUGAUUGUACUAAUUUAGUGUUCUGAAUUGUUUCUUCAAGUGCUAUCCUCUUGUUAAUCUCUAUGAUGAUUAUAGUAGAAGAGAUUGAGCAAGAGCAGCGCAGGCUCUUUCUUUUUUUACCUGUUCGGGUCUGCUAAGUAGUUGUGGUUCCUGCAUGAGGAAUUCAAUCUGUCCUAAAGAUAUUUUGCUAUGGUUAAUAACAUUCUAUGUUAACUCCUGAA